This is a messenger RNA of Colletes gigas, 3693 nucleotides long. It is a transcript of the gene MTA1-like, whose product is annotated as metastasis-associated protein MTA3. The record is from RefSeq and is a predicted model, not a curated record. The coding region runs from base 562 to 3336 and encodes 924 amino acids. Gene Ontology annotation, molecular function: sequence-specific DNA binding; histone deacetylase binding; transcription coactivator activity. Gene Ontology annotation, biological process: negative regulation of transcription by RNA polymerase II. The transcript has 13 exons. Gene Ontology annotation, cellular component: nucleoplasm; NuRD complex. Lineage: Eukaryota; Metazoa; Arthropoda; Insecta; Hymenoptera; Colletidae.
GUGGCCUUGUUUUGUGGUAUUCGUUGACCGGGUUGUAACGUCCCGAUCACGCGUUUUCUACCGAAAAAUCGUAAAAGUAGGUUCUCGCGGUCGACCGAAACGAACGAACAACCGCGUAAAGAUCGAGAUCGUGUGUCUCAGUGGUGUUUCGAAUGCACGCGGGUUUGAAGUAAAGCGAGUGAACCCAGCUCCGGUAGAGGGGAGCAGGCAGUUUUGCCUGGUCGUAUAUGUAGCCCGCUCUGGGAAAAUGAAAAUGGCGGUGUUCCCGUAUGAACGGUGCAACGGCCACUGACGAUGUUCGUCACGGUAACGGACACGUGAGCUGAAUCAAGUGUGGGAUUUUCACGCGUCUUGUGUACAUUCACGAGGAUUGUUCAGUGUCACAUUAUAGGCGGGAACAAGUCGGUGCAAACACGAUAUAGGAUAGCCAGCGCGAUCUUUUUUUUUAGUCGAUCGAGGGACAAACAAACACGAUGGAGUGACACCGCGAAGUGUUGACUCCGUGGACAAGUGGGAAGUGUCGGCUAAUACAUUCGCGUAGUUGGAGGAUACAAAGCCUUCAUGCCGAUGCCGGCCGAAUACCACGAGAACCACGGUAACCACGAGAACGCUAAUUUCGCUCUCGGGGCCACACAGGACGCCAGCAACAUGACGGCCAAUAUGUACCGGGUGGGAGAUUAUGUAUACUUUGAAACAUCUUCCACAUCUCCUUACCAGAUUAGGAGGAUAGAAGAAUUAAAUAAGACGGCAAGUGGAAAUGUUGAAGCUAAAGUCAUGUGCUUCUUUAGGCGGAGGGAUUUACCAUCUACAUUAAUCAUGCUUGCAGAUAAACAUCAAUUGGCAAGCGCGGAGCAGCAGAGGUCAGAUUCCCCUGCAAGCACACAGAGUCAGAAACUCGAGAUUCCAGAUACUACUAAGGAAAUGACUAGUAAAGAUGGGAUUGGGCCCAAAAUGAUGAACAAAGGGGGCGGGAAGGGGGGCUGGCUGAAGGCCCCACUAUCAGAGGCCCAAGAGCCUCAUGGGAUGGAAGAAAGUGUAGUGGGCGCUGGAGGAGUUACAGAAUUAAGCUCUAAACAACGUCAUCAAAUGAAGCACAGAGAACUAUUUCUAUCGCGGCAAGUGGAAACAAUGCCGGCAACACAUAUAAGAGGCAAAUGCUGUGUAACGUUGUUAAAUGAAACGGAAUCUCUACUAAGCUAUUUAAACAAAGAAGAUUCUUUCUUUUAUUGUUUAGUAUUUGAUCCAGCUCAACGUACUUUGCUUGCUGACAAAGGCGAAAUUAGAGUAGGUAGUAGAUAUCAAGCUGAUGGCAUAGCGCCAUCUCCGCUCACGCCUGCUGAAAGGGAAUCGGAUCCUCGUAGGUUACAGGAUUUAGAAACAUUGGUUUGGACACCGCGACAUUCGCUAACAGAUCGUCAGAUCGAUCAAUUUCUCGUUGUCAGUAGAUCCGUAGGCACAUUCGCAAGAGCUUUAGAUUGUUCAUCUUCGGUUAAGCAGCCCUCUUUACAUAUGUCUGCAGCAGCUGCAUCAAGAGACAUUACUCUUUUUCAUGCAAUGGAUACUUUGCACCGGCACAAUUACGAUGUUGCAAAAGCAAUGUCAUCUUUAGUGCCUAGUACAGGUCCAGUAUUAUGCAGAGACGAAAUGGAAGAAUGGAGUGCAUCCGAAGCAAAUCUUUUUGAAGAGGCGCUUGAUAAAUAUGGGAAAGAUUUUGCUGACAUUCGUCAAGACUUUCUACCAUGGAAAACAUUAAAGAAUGUUAUUGAAUAUUAUUAUAUGUGGAAGACGACGGAUAGAUACGUACAACAGAAAAGGGUAAAAGCUGUAGAAGCUGAGAGUAAAUUAAAACAGGUUUAUAUACCAAAUUACAAUAAACCAAACCCACCCACGACUGCACCUUCUGCAGCAACAAUUGUACCUCUUGGUAACAGUAAUAGCAACAGUAACGGAAAACCAGCCAGUGUUCUCAAUGGCAAUAGUAAUGGCAACAUGGCGACCGAUAAUACCGGUAUAUUAAUGGUCGGGGUUGGUGGUAAACCAUGUGAAAGUUGUCAGGUUAUGCAAAGUCCCCAAUGGUAUGCUUGGGGCCCGUCACAUAUGCAGUGUCGUCUGUGUCAGUCCUGUUGGACGUACUGGAAAAAGUACGGAGGUCUUAAGGUCCCAUCGCGUAUUGACGAUGUCGACUUAGAAAGAAAAAAAGGCAGUACAGGCUCAGACGAGGAAAGUAAAGGAAUUGGCGGUGCUCAUAGACCGCAUCGAUGUAGUAUUCCUUCUUGUGGUAAGGAAUUCAAGCUCAAAGCGCAUCUGAGUCGUCAUUAUGCGAGUGCUCAUGGCGUUGAUUUACGUGGAAGCGGAGCAAGUGGAGGCGGCGGUGGUGGAUCUCCUAGACCUGUGAUGAAAACUCGUUCUGCAUUUUAUUUACGUACUUCAGCUUUGGCACGUGCUGCACGAAGACUAUGCGCAGCACAAUUACGUACACGCCAUGCAGCGCGAGCGCCCCAUCAACCUGUAAAUGCAGCACCGCUGCGACAUCUUUGCGCUUCUCCUCAAUUAACAUCGAAAAGUCCUGCAGAGUUACGUAUUUUAGCACGUGCUGUGCGACCACGACCACGUCCACGCGUGACUGAUAUAGCAACACGUUUAGGCGAUCAUCCGGCUCCGCGACAACCUGGUGAUUGGGAUUGGUUAGCUCUUACAGCACCGGCACAACGAAAAGAGCCUGAUCGGGUAUCUUUCCCUAAACCGCCAAAAGCGCCGGAUGGAAGCCUUUUGUAUGAAAGGGUACCAAAUAAAUCCGAAGUGGAUAGGUUGCCGGUAACACCACCUCAAGCGCAACCCAGUAUGCAAACGCAACAAACAAUAUUAAAGCGCACAAGACCUCCAUUCGAUGAGAUCAAUGGAUCAGAUGGCUUCUACUCUGAUGUGGAUUGGGAUGAAGGUAUUGCCCUAAGUGCAGGGCUCCCUGGUGGACCACCUGCAAAAAGAGCUCAUCAUUCUCAGCAGUUACAUCCAAAGCACGCUUUGGAACACACUGCGCCUCCUGUUCUUCCAUUAGCACCACCUCUAAAUGGAAGAGCUGCUCAUCCACAUACCUUGCCUCAUGGCCCUCCAUUGUCUAGAAGUAAUGCACGUAAACAAGUUAUUUCAUGGAUGGACGCGCCUGAUGAUGUUUAUUUUCGCGCUUCAGAUCAGACCAAAAGACUUAGAAGAACACUUUCAUCUGUAGAACUUCGACGAGCAGCGCGCAAACCGUGGCGUAGAUUACCAGCUCCUUUACAUCCUCCUCAUUCACAGAGAGCAGUACGCGGUGAUGACAUGGUCGUCAUCUUGGAUUGAAUCGUCAACAAUGCAAUCAAUCAGGCAAUCUGAUGAGAUGUCGGUUUGCUAUGAUGGAAUCAUGCUGUUAUUGUAAUUUUAAUGCCAGAGUGACCACAGUGAGGAUAUCCCAGCUUUAUGUAUUGUCAUUGGCAGCUCUGACGUUGAGCAAGGACUAAGCACUGUUCGGAAUUUUUUCAAUAAUUUUCGAGACGGUAAUUCGCCGAAACUGAAGGCCUCGCUUAACCGAAUUUGCAUAUUGCAUUGACAUCGCUGAAAUAUACUUCACGUGUAUGAACGACGAAAAAGCAAUUACUCUGGAACGGACAUUCAUCGAAUCUUUAAAAAAAAAAAAAUAGAAAAAAUGAAAAUAAGAAA